Molecule: messenger RNA, 5527 nt
Organism: Bactrocera oleae (olive fruit fly)
Lineage: Eukaryota; Metazoa; Arthropoda; Insecta; Diptera; Tephritidae
Gene: puc
Product: puckered
Biological process (GO): negative regulation of MAPK cascade; protein dephosphorylation
Cellular component (GO): cytoplasm
Molecular function (GO): MAP kinase tyrosine/serine/threonine phosphatase activity; MAP kinase tyrosine phosphatase activity; protein tyrosine/threonine phosphatase activity
Source: RefSeq, a predicted model, not a curated record
CUGCUUUCACUGUAUGCCCUGAGAUUAAUCUUAGUUGUUUUUCUGCAGUAUGUGUGUGACUUUAUUUUGUCUAUAUUUAAUUAAACUUCCGCUAUGCGGCAUCUGCCGGCAAUUAUUAGAGAGUACACUGAACUGAGUGGUGGAUUGCACUAAAAUUAUGGUGAGUUGCUUAACCCACCACAGACUGUCGCAACCAUUCACAAUAGCCGCCGCGCGGUGUAUGCAUUUUAUUAGAUUGAUGAUUAAAUGGACAAGUCGAUUUCUGGUUUGCUUUCAUACGAAUUCGAAGAUCGCAAACGAGCGGACGUGUGUGUCGGAACAAAAAUAAACGACGGAAGUCAAUUUGUGCUUCGACAGAGAAACGGAAAAUUAAAAGAGCAAACAUAAGUUAAAUAUAAUAGAAGCAAAAGCAAACCAAAUUCCCCAAUUUACAUAAAAGUGCGAGUGUGUCGACUUAAAUUCAAGAAUAGCUAAAAAAUAAAUAUACUUAGCUAACUAAAACAAAAAUCAAAUAAGCUAAAGAAACACAUUGGUAAAACGAGUGUCAGAGGAAAAUGUGACAAAAAGUAAGCGCGACUACAACGAAUUUUAGCUAAUUAACAUAACAUGUAAAUGCGGAGCAAAAGGAACGAACAAGUGCCUUUUACACAACAAAAACAACUACCAACACCAAACCCCGACUGCUACUAACCAACAACCACGCAUUUCGUGUACAGUAAAAAAAAAAAUAAUUUUAAACAAAUUAAUUAGAGAACAUACGCUAUAAGUAAACUAAGUGUUUGAGCAAGCAAGUGGGGAUGAACUCAUUGUCUAACUUCAAGCUCUGGAGAUAGACGAGCUCCUGUUGCAUUCAAGCAGUAUAGUGUAUACAGUAUACUACUAGCCAGCAAAACAAAAAAUAAUAUAUUAUAUAAAUAGUAUAUUUGCAUACAUACAUAAGUAUAUGUAUGUAUAUAACUAAUCUAAACGCCAGCAAGCCAAGUUAAUAGCUUGGAAUUUCGGCCAAGAAAGACACAGCAAGUGUAAUUGCGGAGAGUCAACCGAGAGAGAGAGAGAGAGAGAAAAAAAAAAACAAAGUUUCAAGCUAACAAAAUUUCGGUUUAGAAAAAGCAAAGUGCAAGGUAAAAAAAUUUUCAAACCUAAGAAUAUUUCAAAAACACAUUAGAACUGAAAAAUACGGAUUUUCGAAAUUAACACAGCGUGUACUUGGAGUCUAAAAGCAACAGCAAAUGCUUUAGAAUUUGUGCUAACCCCACCAACUCAGAACCUUUAUGACGCGGCAGUAACAAAUAAGCGCGAAUUUGCAGCGUGUUUUUUCUUUGCCAAAACUUUUGAACCUUAAACAGUUUUCAUAUUCGUCGCCCAAAGUGCGCUUAUAUCAAGCACAUAACAAACAUACAUACAUGUAUGAAUUAUCUAAUAGCCCAGCGGCGUCAAAAGCAAUAACAACACCAACAACUGCAUAGUUACAGCAAAACAAUAAUAAUAGCAAGAACAACAACAGUAGCGUAUAAAUAAUUUUUAAAACAUACGGAAAAACAACAACAAACACAUCGAACAAAUCAACAGCAGCAAGCAGAUAACACAGGCAAAGCAAAAAGUAAAAAACUGUGUUAAUUUACGUUCAAACAUACGUAAGUACGAGUACGUAUAGACAACGCGGCAUAGGAAGAGAGAGGCAGAGCGCUCACAACUUGUCUACACAGCCACAUACAUUUGAUUUUGUGAUUCACUACGCUGUCGUUGCUUGCGUCGCAGCAGCCAAUAAUAACAACAAAAACAACCAGCACAACACACACAAACAGCACUCAGAAGCGACUAACGUGUGUCGUGCCGCAGUCGAGUGUGUGUGCGAGCGUGACAGCAAGAGCGUGAGUCAUAAAAGUGAAAUGAAAAUGCGGGUAAAGAGAGAAUCACCGCUGCUCGUGCUGAGAUUUAGCAGAAUCAACAGCAGAAAUGAUUGUAAACGAUCGACAAUUUGCGAUACACACGGCACAGCUUCGGCACCUGAGGUAAUGCCAUCAGAAGACUGCAACGGGGAUUGGUCCUCAACGAUGCCGCAAACCGGCAAUCGUUCGCCAUUGAUGAGAAGCUGCUCCACACCAGCUGUUUAUGAUAUUGAAACCCAUCCCGCGUCACCAGUUUUCCCCCAUUUACUAUUGGGCAACGGCAAAGAUGCCAGCGAUCCGAGUAGUGUGGGCGCCAAUUGUGUUUUGAAUGUUACCUGCCAAGCACCCAGUUCAGGUCCAGCGCCGGGACUUAAAUAUAAACAGAUACCUGCCAGUGAUACGCCACAUCAGAAUAUCAAACAAUAUUUUCAGGAAGCCUACGAUUUUAUUGAGGAUGCACGCAAAACCGGCUCGCGCGUACUGUUGCACUGUCACGCGGGUAUUUCGCGCAGCGCCACCAUUGCCAUCGCCUACGUCAUGCGUUACAAAUCACUAUCACUAUUCGAGGCCUACAAGCUGGUGAAGGGCGCGCGACCCAUCAUUUCACCUAACCUCAACUUCAUGGGUCAACUGCUCGAAUUGGAACAGAAUCUACGCAUGAGCGGCGUGCUGAAGCCCGUGUCGCCAGCCGCCACCACACCCACAACACCAACGUCUAGUCAAGUCGAAUUUACCAGCAGCAACUACAACAGCAACACAAACGCUAAUACAGAGGAUGUAGACGAAACAGAUUCCGCGUUGUUACGCAAACGGCCCGGCGACGCUAAGCGUAAAUUGUGCGCCGCCGAUGAAGAUGCCGCCGACGAUUUGUUUGAGGAUGCGCGCAGCACGCUUAGCAAUCAUAGCAGCAGCGCUAGCAGCAGUAGUAAUUGUACAAAUAGUCAAGCAAUGCGACUGACAUGGCCACCGCCCACCGGUGCACCCGCAGUACUGCUCUCACCCUGCACCUCGACCGAAGCAUCCUGCUCAUCAUCAGUCUCAUCCUCCUCAUUGUCCGCCUCCUCGUACGCUUCGUCGUCCGCCUCGACGCCGACUUCGCCAUCGGCAGCGCUGGGCAACACACAAUCGCCCUUCCUCUGCUGCACACCCAACAACAUGCCGAAACGCCAUUCACCCGCCAAACUGCGUCUCAACUUACGUUCCACAUUUGCACCCAUACGACAGUCACAAUCGUGCAUGUCGAUACGCGAAGUGGCCGACGAAUCGGUGCCAGCAGCCACAACGAACACGGGCCUGACGAUAGCGGCAACAUCCAGCAGCAAUCACAGCAUACCAUCGUCGCCGGUGGCAAUGGAUCAGGAGAACAAUGUGGUAAUGGCCAUGUCGACCAGCGAUUGAGAGAGUGCUAACUAAUAUACACGUAUACCUACACAUACACAUAUAUACAACAAUAAGGAUUCAUUAGUUAUACAAUGUGUGUAGUACAUAUUAAGCAAAAAGUUUAAAAAUUAAACUAAAUUAAAAAAAAAAAAUUGCAAAGCGACGUAAAAGAAAAAAAUAUUACACGCAACAACAACAGAAACAACAAUGCAAGCACUUUGAAAAAAGCUGUGAAUAAAUUUUAAGUGUACAAUUUAGCGAGCGUACCUAACGAUUACAUACUAAGUGCAUACAUAUGUACAGCAUUGUAUGUACAUAUAUAAGUACUAUAUAUUAUAUAUACUAGUAUACCGAUCGAGCGAAUAAACGAUCGAAGAGACACCACGCCUACUAUUACUACGUAAAUACUGCGAGUACAUUGAAAGUAAACGUUAAAAAUGUAUAAAUUAUUAAAAAAGCGGCACAUUUACAACUAAAAAACAGCAGUACACAUGUAUAUACAUAUAUAGCUAUGUAUGUGUAGUUAAAGAAAAUUGUUACUUGAAAUUGAAAAUUUGUAUACAAUGCCGUGUGUAUAAUACAGUAGUCGAUAUUUCAUAAUCAAUGCAACAACAAAACAUACAUAUUCGACAUGCAAAACUGACAAACUUAUAUAAAAAUAUUCUCUUUUCGAAAAAUAUUGUAACUUUUUACCUUUUGACAUAACUGUAUGUACAGAUAUAAACGAAAAAUAUUAAAAUAAUCGCAAUUGAAGUAAUUUGCAUAUGCAUUUGCCCAAAUUAAGGGCUUUUCACACAUACACAUACAUAUACGGUAUAUGUAUUAAUAUAUAAAAAGUUUUAACAAUGAAAUACUAUUUAUUUAUAUUAUUUGAACGAUUUAAAACAACAAAACGCUUAUUUAUAGACAUUUUAAAAACAGUUUGGAACUAAAAAACGGAAUUUGUGCUGAACAAAAGGCUUUCGUGUGUCUAAAAAAAAAACAUUUCUGUUGUAAAUACUAUAAGCUUAAAGGUUAAAUAGCAAAUGUUGCCACCUUUUUUGCAUAACAUGCAUAUAAUAUAUUUUGUUUUUGAGUUCAAAUUAUGUUUAAUAGAAAUUUUAUUUUUAUUUUUUAUUAUUUUAAUUAUUUAUAAAAUUCCCUAUAACACAUUGCUAAGUCAUCGGGCUUACUUAUGUAACAUGUCAAACAUAAACUUAACUCUUUGAAAAGCUACAAAAAAUGGACUAUUUUGAAAAAUUAAAACUUAAUAUGUCUAAAUAAAUUUAAAAAUUCAAUAAUUGAUUUUGUUGUAAAUUAUGUGCGUAAAGAAAUCAAAAAGAAUAUUUAAGUUAAGUUAAAAAUUAAAAUAAAACUUUAAAUGCAUAAAACUGUAUCAAAUUUGCACACAUAAUUUGCUUAGCAUAAUUUGUAAAAAAAAAAAAAAAAAUAAUAAUAAUGAUAAAUAGCAACACAAACCAUGUACAAGCAGCAAAAAAUAUAUGUAUAUAUAUCCAAAACAUACUUAGCAAACGAAUAUUUAUUUUAAUGCCAAACUCUUACUAUAAAACUGUUUUAAGUUUUUUUCUUUACACACAGCCACAAUAAAAACGAAAUUUUCAAAUAGUUUCCAUAACAUAAAUCAGCCAAUCAAAUGGCUAAAAGCAAACAUCACAGCAAAUUUAGUUUCCCCGUUACAAAUAUGCACACACCAUAUUUGCAACAACAAAACAAAAAAAAAAGAAAUUUAUAUUUUGAAUAAUGAAAAUUUCUGUUCUUGUCACUAUCACAGUUCAACUUAAUUACCUAUUUAAGCAAAGUAUACCUAACUACCUAUAUAUAUAUAUAUAUAUAUAUAUGUAAUAUAAGUUAAAAAUUAUUUUUAGUGCAAACUUAAAUGUAUAUACAUAUUAUAAAUUAUUUAUAUACCUUAUGUGAGCCUAAUUAAAACAGUGAAAAAUAUUUAAAAACUGUCUAUACUUUCUGUUUGUCCAUCAUGUCUGCUUUACUUUGCAACGCAGUCGGGAAUUGAUGGUAUUCAUAUUGUAACACUUGAAUAAACGGUAGCUCUAAUAGCAGCGUGAACAUAGAUAUUUACGUAAUAUAUGUAUAAUAAUUUAAUGUAAAUUGCAAUAGUCAUAUUCUUGCACACACAUACACAUACACACUAUUCGGUAAGCUAGACAAAAAAAAAUAAUAAAAUGAUGCAAUUCAAUUGAAUGUGCAGCGUAAGCAUAAAAAUAGAAAUAUAUGUACAAAAUAAUGAUUUUGAAAAGAAA